Messenger RNA from Jatropha curcas, 2386 nucleotides. RefSeq names its product NAD(P)-binding Rossmann-fold superfamily protein. The record is from RefSeq and is a predicted model, not a curated record. NCBI's taxonomy places the organism in Eukaryota, Viridiplantae, Streptophyta, Magnoliopsida, Malpighiales, Euphorbiaceae.
AGGCAGAAGGCCGCCCAUCCCAUCAGCAAGCUAGAGAUGGCUUUUGGUCAAUGGAAAUUCAGACUGGUGAAUGGGAGUACGUGUGUGGUCUCUACUGAACACAUUUCAAAACAAAUAUCAACCGCAACAAAAACAGUUUCCUUACAAUCAUUUCUUUCUCUUUGUUCCUUUCAUUUUCCACUAAUAAAUUUUAGCAAUUAACCAUUUUAGAGGAAGAGUGAUAAAAAGAAAUGGAGUGCUAUUGUUAUUCUACCAGACUAUCAUCACCACACCCUUCUUUUAUGCUUAACCUUCAGGGUUCUUCUUUACCUGUUUGUAGCAAAUUGUCCAAAAAUUCUAAUCGUCUCCGGCUGCUGUCCUCUCCUUUUCUUCAAAUUAAUGACAGAUUGCAUUAUCGACAAAGAUCAGAUUUUUUAACUUCAAAAACAUAUAGAGGAACCAUAUUAGCAGAAGCUGGGAAGCAAGGUUGGGACUUUGGCAGAUUUUUAAAAACAUUAUAUUUCUUCAAUGGGCCUCCAUCUCCUGCUAAGUUCUUUGAGUUUCUAGUCGACAAACUAUCCAGUCCAUCACCUAGUGAGCCAAAAACGGCAAUGGAUAGUUCGGGCAUUGUCCUUGUGGUUGGAGCAACAGGUGGUGUUGGCAAAAGGGUUGUAGAUGUCUUACGAGAGAAAGGAUUGCCGGUCCGAGUAUUGGUCAGAAAUGCAGAGAAGGCAAGGAAGCUAUUGGGCUCAAAUAUUGACUUGAUAGUUGGAGAUAUCACUAAAGAAAGCACAUUGGUCCCUGAGUACUUCAAAGGGGUGAGGAAAGUUAUCAAUGCUGCUUCUGUCAUUGUUGGUCCCAAGGAAGGUGAUACUCCAGAAAGGGCGAAAUAUAGCCAAGGAAUCAAGUUCUUUGAACCAGAGAUUAAAGGCGAUUCACCUGAAAUGGUGGAGUACAUUGGGAUGAAGAAUUUGAUUAAUGCUGUAAAAGAAAAUGUUGGACUUCGAAAUGGGAAACUGAUAUUUGGAUGUGAAGACAAUAGUUUUAAAGAUCUCCCUUGGGGUGCUUUGGAUGAUGUCGUUAUGGGAGGUGUUAGUGAAAGCGCUUUCCAAAUUGACACAACUGGUGGGGAAAAUGGUGGACCAACUGGAAUUUUUAAAGGUGUUCUUUCCACUGCAAAUAAUGGUGGCUUCACUAGUAUCAGAACCAGGAAUUUUUCAGUACCCGAGGAUCUUUCUGCAUAUGAUGGUUUGGAACUGCGCCUUAAAGGAGACGGCCGUAGGUAUAAACUUAUCGUUCGUACCAGCCGUGAUUGGGACACGGUUGGUUAUACAGCUAGCUUCGAUACUGUUGAAGGGCAAUGGCAAUCAAUACGCCUGCCAUUUUCUUCAUUGAGGCCAAUAUUUCGAGCUAGGACCAUGCCAGAUGCUCCUCCAUUUGAUCCCAGCAAUAUUAUAUCAUUGCAGCUCAUGUUCAGCAAGUUUGAGUAUGAUGGUAAACUGAAUCCAACUUUUGCGGAGGGCCCAUUUCAGCUUCCAGUAUCGAGCAUAAAGGCCUUCAUAAAAGAUCCUAUAACUCCCAGGUUUGUACACGUGAGCUCUGCAGGAGUAACCAGGCCAGAUAGGCCUGGUCUUGAUCUGAGUAAACAACCUCCUGCUGUACGCUUGAACAAGGAAUUGGGUUUUAUCCUCACAUUCAAGUUGAAGGGGGAAGACUUAAUACGUGAAAGUGGUAUGCCAUAUGCAAUUGUAAGGCCUUGUGCUUUAACUGAGGAGCCUGCUGGAGCAGAUCUCAUUUUCGACCAGGGAGACAAUAUAACGGGUAAAGUAUCAAGGGAAGAGAUUGCUCGGAUAUGCGUUGCUGCUCUGGAAAGCCCAUAUGCAUGUGACAAGACAUUUGAGGUUAAAAGUGUGAUUCCAUUUAGUGAACCAUUCACUGUGGACCCACAAAACCCACCUCCGGAGAAGGAUUACAACGAAUAUUUUAAAACAUUGAAGGAUGGAAUUACGGGAAAAGAAUAUCUAGAACGUAGUCCUGUUCCACUCUAAUUCCCCAGGUAGCAGGUGUGGACUCAUUAUUUCUUCUAUCUUGACCCCUACAACUACAAAUUAAUGAAGCAGGGGCUUGUAGAGAAACGCCCCUAUCAAGAAAGAGAUGCCAGCGGAGGAAGAUGAAGCUAUCAACGAUUGAUGUUGGAGCAAUGUGCAGAGAAGAUGUGUAAAAAUACUCCCCGCAUAAAGACUAAUGUAUAUAAACUCAGUUUUCUUUAAGCUGUAUAUAAGCUGUAUACCAUUUCAUCUCAGAAUUUGAUACUUCGAACAUUCGAAAUUUCACCCCUCUAUGAAUUAUAUUGAUCGGUGUGCACGAUAGAUUGAAAUAGAGAAUAGAACUUUUGCAUAUUCAAAUA